Messenger RNA from Megalobrama amblycephala (Wuchang bream), 2831 nucleotides. It is a transcript of the gene gsx2, whose product is annotated as GS homeobox 2. Gene Ontology annotation, biological process: regulation of DNA-templated transcription. Gene Ontology annotation, cellular component: nucleus. The transcript has 2 exons. Gene Ontology annotation, molecular function: DNA-binding transcription factor activity, RNA polymerase II-specific; sequence-specific double-stranded DNA binding. NCBI's taxonomy places the organism in Eukaryota, Metazoa, Chordata, Actinopteri, Cypriniformes, Xenocyprididae. The coding region runs from base 1596 to 2324 and encodes 242 amino acids. The record is from RefSeq and is a predicted model, not a curated record.
AGCUAGAGCUCGUAUAGAUUGACAGCAUAGCUUUUUCAAUGUAAUCUUCAGAUACUAUUUGACGAGGUUAAGUCUCUCCUGAAGAAGUAGGAGGUAGACUAAUACCAGACCUACCGUUUUGGCGAGACUUAACCUCGUCAAGGCUCGCUCGCUUGCGCCACUGGCCUCCUCGCGCAGUGUCUGGAGGUAAGAGGCGUUCGCGCGCAGAUGAAAGUGGAAGCUCAACCCGCUGCUGACCCGCCGAGAGAUCAAACCUGCUAAUUAUUGUCACAAGAUGAGGGAUUAACGCAUUUCUGAAAUAGCUGGCUGUUUAUCCACUCCAAAAACCUCUACAAUAAACACUUUCUAAUUGAAUCCUAAUCGCUAUCAAAUUGCAAAUGCCCAGACUCCACUGAGAAUCAUACAUCUUUAAUUGCCUGCCUGAGAUCUUUCCAAACAGACUUGAACCAAUAAGAUUAUAACUGCAUUUGGUUUACAUUGUACUCGAAGAUUCAGUUUUAUUAGAUUAAUAUCCUAAGCUUAUAUCAGAAGUUCAUUAUUAUUCACCAUUGGUUGGACUAUACACUGUUUUCCUUUGUUAAACAGUGUCUAUAAUUUCUCAAAUAAAAACAAUUAAAUAAAAACUGUAAAAACAAAUGAGGCAACUAUUUGCAUCAGAUUUCUAAGUAUUUUGAACUCAUUUAAUUUGUGUUUGACUUAAUUUGACCUAAUUUAAGUAAUUUCAACUAAAUUUUCCUUAUAAAAACAACUAAAAUACUAGCAGAAACAUAAUUCAACUGAGUAAGCACCAUGUUUAAAAUAACUCCAGUGAACACACUUUAAUUUGACAUGCAUUAGUCAUAUUUCACUGUCUGUUUUGCUUUUUUUUUUUUUUUUUUUUGCAGCCUUUUGUUUGUUGUAAAGAAACAAAUCCGUCGAUACGUCGUCUAUUAUUAUGCAUUGUCUAUUAAGUUUAAGUUUAAGGUUAGGUCAAGUUAGGGAUGCUCUAAUAGAGAUUUUAAGCCUAUAUUAGAGCACUAUGGAUGAGGGAAGAUUGUUAACUUCUUAUAGACGUGGCAUUUAGUUUGGCCAAAUGAUCCCUUGUGUCAUUUAUUUGUAUAAUUUGACAACUGAGGUGUAAUUUACCAUUUGUGCUGGAGAAGGUUAUUUUUUUUUAAUUCGACACACACAGACAAUGUAUAGCUCAGUUUGUGAGGCCUACCUCUCUUCAACAUCAUCUUGAAAAUCAAAAUAUGAAUCUAUUAGACCGGGAAUAUAAUAGGAUAAUUGUUGAUAUCUCAGUAGGAGCCAGAGCUGUUGUGCCACUUUGUGAGCUAACAAGACUGUAUGGGCAAAGAUUUGAUUGGAGGCUCGCCUGGGCAUCACGUGUCUCGGGACACCAGAGGUACUAAAGCCCCUAGGCCGUGAGCGCACGUGGGUGACGUUAGGGCCGGCCCUCUCCGGGGUCCCUUUUGUUGAACUAUCAAACAUAAGCCAGCUCCCGAGGGCUUCAGAACAGUGUUAAGACCACUGUGUACUGCGCAAGUCCUUGGAGCAACGCCAUCAGUGUGGUAUCACUGUCACACCAUCAGCAUCUCACGCAGACAGGAGCAAUCAUGUCGAGGUCUUUCUACGUAGACUCUUUGAUUAUCAAGGAUCCCGCGCGUCCGGCUCUGAGCGAGCACACGGGGCAGGACUUUCUCAUCCCCAUUGGCAUGCACUCUCCCGGCGUGAUGAGCGUCACUGCGCCCGUUUGCCCGUCCCGGAAGACCGGCACCUUCUGUGUCUGUCCGCUGUGCGUAACCUCGCAUAUCCACUCUCCCCGCGGCGCAAUCCCACUGCUGAAGGGACAGGGCUUCUCCGCCGGUGACGCGGCUUUCUGUCAGAGGGUAGCACACCAACAGAGCCCCGCGUUAGCGCACCCGGGACACGGACAUGCGCCUGUCUGCACGCCCACAAGCUACAGCGUCACUGACCCUCGGAGGUAUCACUGCCUGUCUCUAGGUGCGUCUGACAACAGCCACAUACAGAACGGCAAACGGAUGCGCACUGCCUUCACCAGCACACAACUGCUUGAGUUGGAGCGCGAAUUCUCAUCUAACAUGUACCUCUCCCGCUUACGCAGGAUCGAAAUAGCCACAUAUUUAAAUCUGUCAGAGAAACAGGUGAAAAUAUGGUUCCAGAACCGCCGCGUUAAACACAAGAAAGAAGGCAAAGGUACGCAACGGAGCGCGCAUGCAGGAUGCAAAUGCUCGGGCAGCCACUCACACUAUCCGCGCUCAGAAGAUGAAGAAUCCCUGUCACCUGUAUCAGCCACAGAGGAGAAGGAGACUUCACCGAUCUAGGAGCGUCACGAACAUCAUAGACUUAAGUUUGGUACCUUACAUGGCACAUUUAAAAAUACGGACCCUGUUUUUUGGGACACUGUCUUCCGUCUUUAAAUAACCACAAAGUGUGGAGAUUUAGCUACUGCCAAUUUCUUCCCACUUUCCUUUCAAAGUAUUGUUUUACCCUGACACUCAAGUCAGUUGUUUGUCUUAUCUAUACCACAAAUUGUGAAAUAAUAGUUGUUAUGCAAGUGAUACAAUUCAAUAACCUUUUACAGUUUGUUAAGUGAAACUUUUCUUGAAACGACCACCUGUAAUCUAUUCUGUCAUCCCUGUUCCUUUUAAGGAUAAAUGUUAGACAAAUGGAGAAGAUAAAAAACUCCCUGUGUGAUAUUGUAAAUAUGCAGACUGUUAAUCCAAUCUGUCCUAGACUACUGAGAAGCUGUUAUUUUUUGAAUUUUAUGUGCCUAUUAAAGAAAAUGUGUAUAUUUGUAUUUAUUUAAAUAAAUCACAUCUGUAACUACA